Pantherophis guttatus is the source of this 3112-nucleotide messenger RNA. It is a transcript of the gene CLCN5, whose product is annotated as Cl-/H+ antiporter 5. Gene Ontology annotation, biological process: transmembrane transport; chloride transport. NCBI's taxonomy places the organism in Eukaryota, Metazoa, Chordata, Lepidosauria, Squamata, Colubridae. Gene Ontology annotation, cellular component: plasma membrane; synaptic vesicle; early endosome. Gene Ontology annotation, molecular function: voltage-gated chloride channel activity. The record is from RefSeq and is a predicted model, not a curated record.
UGAGGCAAGUUAGAGGGGGAGUCUGGACCCCACCGGGGCAGAGAGGGCGAGGGGUGCUUCCCUAGUUUGGCCCAGCUCGGGGAGCACUGAGGACCCCAGAGCUCUCCCCAUUGUAGGCAGCCUUUAUGCAUGCCCUGUAAGUAGCCAGGGCAACGUCCCCCCCUCCACUGUGAUGGAACAGCUGCUUCCUGUGAAACCUCCCCUCUGGAGUCCCAAACACUCCUCCUGCAAGUAGAGUCCCAAACACUCCUCCUGCAAGUAGAGCCACAGCUGGAGUAGGUCGGCUAAAGAGGCGGCUGACCUGCUGUCCGGCCAGGCCUGGCUGCUCCUCCUUCCCUGCUCCGUGGCUGCCGCCAGGUCUGUGCUACGGCAGAAGGCCCCCUCCUUGGUGUGGUGCCCUCUGGCCAUGAAUCAUACGGGUUUCCGGCAUGGGAGUUUCCAGGGUGGCAGCAGCAGCGAUGAAGACCUGGUGGAGGUGGCCGGAGGAAUGCUGGAUUUCUCCAUGGCGGAUGAUGUCCCUCCCCUGGACAGGGAGAUGGCGGAAGGUUUCUCCUCGUACAACGUAGGUGGGAUGAACGGGCCGAGGCAGGUGAUGGACUUCCUGCAGGAGCCGCUGCCAGGCGUGGGGACCUAUGAAGAUUUCAACACCAUCGACUGGGUGCGGGAGAAGUCUCGGGACCGCGACCGGCACCGAGAGAUCGCCAAUAAAAGCAAGGAGUCCACCUGGGCCUUGGUGCACAGCGUCAGUGACGCUUUCUCAGGAUGGCUGUUGAUGCUGCUCAUCGGCUUGUGGGCAGGGGCGCUGGCUGGUCUGAUUGACAUCACUGCCCACUGGAUGACGGAUCUGAAGGAGGGGGUCUGCUUGAACGGCUUCUGGUACAACCACGAGCAUUGCUGUUGGAACUCACCCCAGACCACCUUCCAGGACAGGGACAAAUGCCCCGAGUGGAGGACCUGGGCGCAGCUGCUGACUAGCAGAGAGGAGGAGGGAGCCCUGGGUUACAUCCUGAACUACUUCCUCUACGUCCUCUGGGCACUGCUCUUCUCCUUCCUGGCUGUCUUGCUCGUCCGGGGCUUUGCUCCCUACGCCUGCGGCUCGGGGAUCCCGGAGAUCAAGACCAUUCUCAGCGGCUUCAUCAUCCGAGGCUACCUGGGCAAGUGGACGCUGCUCAUCAAGACGGUCACCCUGGUGCUGGCCGUUUCGUCGGGCCUGAGCCUGGGCAAGGAGGGCCCCCUGGUUCACGUCGCCUGUUGCUGCGGCAACAUCCUUUGCCACCUCUUCACCAAGUACCGGAAGAAUGAAGCCAAGCGCCGGGAAGUGUUGUCGGCUGCUGCGGCCGCUGGCGUAUCGGUAGCCUUUGGCGCUCCCAUUGGAGGUGUCCUGUUCAGUCUGGAAGAGGUGAGCUACUACUUCCCGCUCAAGACCCUCUGGCGCUCCUUCUUCGCUGCGCUGGUGGCGGCCUUCACCCUGCGCUCCAUCAACCCCUUCGGCAACAGCCGCCUGGUGCUCUUCUACGUGGAGUUCCACAGCCCCUGGCACCUACUGGAGCUGGUGCCUUUCAUCCUGCUGGGCAUCUUUGGGGGGCUCUGGGGGGCCUUCUUCAUCCGCAGCAACAUCGCCUGGUGCAGGCGGCGCAAGACCACCAAGCUGGGCCGCUACCCGAUGCUGGAGGUGCUGGUGGUGACGGCCCUGACCGCCCUGCUGGCCUUCCCCAACAAGUACACGCGCAUGAGCACCAGCGAGCUGAUCUCGGAGCUCUUCAACGACUGCAGCCUCCUGGACUCCUCCCAGCUCUGCGACUACCGCAGCGCCCCCAACAGCACCCAGGGGGACGACCUGCCUGACCGGGCCGCUGGGCCGGGCCUCCACGUAGCCACCUGGCAGCUGAUGCUGGCUCUCCUGCUGAAGUUCUUCAUCACCAUCUUCACUUUCGGCAUGAAGGUGCCAUCGGGCCUCUUCAUCCCCAGCAUGGCGGUGGGGGCCAUUGCGGGCCGGUUGCUGGGCGUGGGCAUGGAGCAACUGGCCUAUCACCAUCACGACUGGCUGAUCUUCAAGGGCUGGUGCAGUCCUGGCGCCGACUGCAUCACCCCUGGCCUCUAUGCCAUGGUGGGGGCUGCUGCCUGCCUGGGUGGAGUGACCCGCAUGACCGUCUCCCUGGUGGUCAUCAUGUUUGAGCUGACGGGAGGGCUGGAGUACAUCGUGCCCCUGAUGGCGGCUGCCAUGACCAGCAAGUGGGUGGCCGAUGCUAUCGGCCGGGAGGGCAUCUACGACGCCCACAUCCGCCUGAAUGGCUACCCCUUUCUGGAGGCCAAGGAGGAGUUCACCCACAAGACCCUGGCCAUGGAUGUCAUGCGCCCCCGGCGCAGCGACCCCGCCUUGACGGUGCUGACGCAGGACAGCAUGACGGUGGAGGACGUGGAGGCCAUCAUCAAUGAGACCACCUACAGCGGCUACCCUGUGGUGGUGUCCAGGGAGUCUCAGCGCCUCGUGGGCUUCGUCCUCAGGCGAGAUCUGGUCAUCUCCAUUGAAAGUGCCCGGAAGAAGCAAGAAGGGAUUGUCAGCAGCUCAGUUAUUUAUUUCACGGACCACUGCCCCCCACUGCCGCCCUGCUCCCCCUCCAUGCUGAAGCUGCGGAACCUUCUCGACCUCAGCCCGUUCACUGUGACAGACCAAACCCCCAUGGAAAUCGUCGUGGACAUUUUCCGAAAACUGGGGCUGCGCCAGUGCCUGGUCACACACAAUGGGAAGCUGCUAGGGAUUAUUACCAAAAAGGACGUACUGAAGCACAUAGCACAGAUGGCAAACCAGGACCCAGACUCGAUCUUGUUCAACUGAAGCCGGGAGGGGCCAGAGGUUUUACUCUGCCCCAUGGACCUUGGCCAGAGGGACCUGAGCUUUGCCUCCCUUUAUGGAGGACCCAGAGCUGUCUUCAGUUUCUCCACGUGGAGCAAGCGAUAAUCAUGUUUUAUUUUUUUCUACAAGAUAACCAAUUGCACUAUAUAAUCUGUGGAACGUCUUCUUCUCUCGGGAAGGGGAGCCUGAUUGUAGCCUUGUUGGGAGCUGCGCUGGGAAGGAGGUUCCACGCCAGAGUAAAAGAAACGAUAUAACUGA